Messenger RNA from Cheilinus undulatus (humphead wrasse), 1133 nucleotides. RefSeq lists its product as uncharacterized. The transcript has 6 exons. Lineage: Eukaryota; Metazoa; Chordata; Actinopteri; Labriformes; Labridae. Gene Ontology annotation, biological process: response to bacterium. The coding region runs from base 57 to 1070 and encodes 337 amino acids. The record is from RefSeq and is a predicted model, not a curated record.
CCCCAUUGCUGCAAGCAUCAUUGUAGUGGAAGAGUCUGAACAGCAAAGAGCGGAGGAUGAUCACGCUAUCUGUGCUCUGUGUUCUCCUUUACACAGCCUAUGGAGCUCUGCUGUACGCUGAACCAGGACAGAAUGUGACUUUGCCGUGUUUCCUAAACUCCAGUAUCAAUCAGUUGAGCUGGUACAAGCAAAAUGCAGGGGAUCCACCUCAAAUCAUAUCCACUAUCUAUAAACUAAAACAAACUUCUAACAAAUUUUACAACCAGUUUAAAGACAGCAAACGGUUUUCAGUUCAGACUGGAGAAGGAUUCUAUCAUCUGAUCAUAUCUGGAGUCCAGGACUCAGAUUCAGCGAUGUAUUACUGCGGACAAACUAUGAUCUCACACACUGAAUUUAGAGAAGGAAUAUUUCUAGUUUUCAGAGGGUCUGGUGUCAGGUCUUACAUCGAGCAGCCAGCCUCAGACACGGUGAAGCCAGGAGGCUCGGUAACCCUGCAGUGUUCAGUACGUAACGGCACCUGUGAUGGAGAUCACAGUGUUUACUGGUUCAAGAAGGAUUCAGGCACCAAGAACUCUCCAUCAGGAAUCAUUUACAUCAACUCUAACAGCAGCCAGUGUGGACAAAACCCUAAGUCUGAAGGCCCUGAACAGAGAUGUGUGUACAGUUUGUCAAAGGGGAGAGUGACUGAGUCUGAUGCUGGGACGUACUACUGCGCCGUGGCUCACUGUGGAGAUAUUCUGUUCGGGACUGGAACCAGACUGGAUGUGGACCAAGGGAAAGAAAACGUCUUGAUCUUGAUGUAUUGUGUGGCAGCUGCUCUGCUCGUGUCGAUCAUCUUCAAUGUUGUCCUUCUCUGUAUUUUGUGCAAAACAUCCAAGAGGAAACUCCUUCAACCAGAAGAGCUGCAGACCCCGUCCAGUGACCAGAUCUUCACUGCUGACAGUCAGACUCCAGAUUUGGACUCUCUGCAGUACGUAGCUCUGGACUUUAAGAGGGUCCAAAACAAGAGCAGGAGACAGAGGAGCACCGAGGAGGAGACCAUCUACUCUGCAGUGAGACCGUCAACGUAAAACCACUUUUUACUCAUUUACAGUGCUUCAAAAAUGUAUUAGACCACCUGUCAUAUUUGUCUC